Molecule: messenger RNA, 1259 nt
Organism: Erinaceus europaeus (western European hedgehog)
Lineage: Eukaryota; Metazoa; Chordata; Mammalia; Eulipotyphla; Erinaceidae
Gene: PDAP1
Product: PDGFA associated protein 1
Exons: 6
Coding region: 134-679 (181 amino acids)
Cellular component (GO): cytosol
Molecular function (GO): RNA binding
Source: RefSeq, a predicted model, not a curated record
UAGCCUCUCGGAGGCCCCCGGUCCUCGCGGCGGCGGCGGCGCGCGGCGGGGCCGGGCGGAAGAAGUCGAUCCCUAAGUGUUUCCGCUUCCUGUGUCAUUUCGAGGCGCCGCCGCCGCAGCCUCCGGAGUCGAGAUGCCUAAAGGAGGGAGAAAGGGGGGCCACAAAGGCCGGGCGAGGCAGUACACAAGCCCUGAGGAGAUCGACGCGCAGCUCCAGGCUGAGAAGCAGAAGGCCAGGGAAGAAGAGGAGGAAGAAGAAGGUGGGGAUGGGGCUGCAGGAGACCCCAAAAAGGAGAAGAAGUCCCUAGACUCAGACGAGAGUGAGGAUGAAGAUGACGAUUAUCAGCAAAAGCGCAAAGGUGUUGAAGGACUCAUCGACAUCGAGAACCCCAACCGGGUGGCACAGACAACCAAAAAAGUCACACAGCUGGACCUGGAUGGCCCCAAGGAGCUUUCCAGGAGAGAACGGGAAGAAAUCGAGAAGCAGAAAGCAAAAGAGCGGUACAUGAAGAUGCAUCUAGCGGGGAAGACAGAGCAGGCCAAGGCUGACCUGGCCCGCCUGGCCAUCAUUCGCAAACAGCGCGAGGAGGCGGCCAGGAAGAAGGAGGAGGAGCGGAAAGCUAAGGACGACGCCACCCUGUCAGGAAAGCGGAUGCAGUCGCUGUCCCUCAACAAAUAGCCUGGUGUGUGGGAGGAGACCAGGGAGCCGGCGCUGCCAGGACUCUGUGCACCCACCCCACGCCUGACGCCACCGUGGCCACCCUCGCAGCCAGGAGCCCCACGGCCUAGGGGCCUGUUCAUCUUGGCACAGCAUGGUUUAAGGGGGGUGGUGGGGGUUGGGGGGAGGGGGCAGCUGCUAUCUUUGGGACAGAAAGAUGCAGGACAGCAUUUCAUAGGUAACCAUUUGGGUGUGUUGGCUGUUUUUAGAAUCAGAACCCAUGUGGGGUGGCUUGGGAGGUGGGGGGAAGAGCUUCUUUUGGGCCCUGGAGCAUGGAAGGGAGGGGGUGCUGGUGUGGGGGCGGCUGCUCGCUCACUUGCCGGCUGACCUUGGGCCCCUGGGGGUCAGGUCUCACCCCUGGCCGGUCCGUCCUCCCCUCUGCCCUUUCCUACUCCCCCUGCCCACCUGACCAGGGCAACCCCAUUUUUAACCCCACCCUCAAAUCAUUUCAAGAGCCCCGUUUACCGUGCAGCACCCGGGCAGAACCCACACCACAGACUCGACUUGUAUAUUUGGCAGAUUAAACUCAACAUUAUCAUAA